Molecule: messenger RNA, 888 nt
Organism: Bufo gargarizans (Asiatic toad)
Lineage: Eukaryota; Metazoa; Chordata; Amphibia; Anura; Bufonidae
Gene: HOXA13
Product: homeobox A13
Exons: 2
Coding region: 1-888 (295 amino acids)
Biological process (GO): regulation of transcription by RNA polymerase II
Molecular function (GO): DNA-binding transcription factor activity, RNA polymerase II-specific; RNA polymerase II cis-regulatory region sequence-specific DNA binding
Source: RefSeq, a predicted model, not a curated record
AUGACAGCCUCCGUGCUGCUCCAUCCCCGCUGGCCCGAGCCGCUCAUGUUCCUCUACGACAACAGCUUGGAUGACAUUAAUAAGAACAUGGAAGGAUUCGCAGGCAGCAACUUCGCAGCCAACCAGUGCAGGAACCUGAUGGGGCACCCGGCGGCGGCAUCUCUGGCCCCCAGCAGCGCCUACUCCUCCAGUGAGGUGCCAGCCUCGGGCAUCGCGGAGCCUGGCAAGCAAUGCAGUCCCUGCUCCGCGGUGCAGAGCUCCUCGGGGGCCAGCCUGCCCUACGGGUACUUUGGCAGCAGCUAUUACCCGUGCAGAAUGAGCCACCACAGCAGCAUCAAGUCCUGCUCGCAGCCCUCCUCCUUUGGAGACAAGUACAUGGAGACAUCAGUCUCUGCUGGCGAGGACUUUCCUUCUAGGGCCAAGGAGUUUGCUUUUUACCAGGGAUAUGCCACAGCCCCUUACCAGCCAGUGCCAGGCUAUCUGGACAUGUCCACCAUUGGAGCACCUGGGGAACCAAGGCACGAGCCAUUACUGUCAAUGGAUAGCUACCAACCCUGGGCAAUUACUAAUGGCUGGAAUGGGCAGGUUUACUGUGCCAAGGAUCAAAGCCAACCACCCCACCUAUGGAAAUCCACCUUGCCGGACGUGGUUUCCCAUCCUUCAGAUGCCAACUCCUAUAGACGAGGCAGGAAGAAACGAGUCCCUUACACUAAAGUGCAACUCAAGGAACUAGAAAGGGAGUAUGCAACAAAUAAAUUCAUUACCAAGGACAAAAGGCGCAGGAUAUCAGCCACCACCAACCUGUCAGAGAGGCAGGUCACUAUUUGGUUUCAGAACAGGAGAGUGAAAGAGAAAAAAGUCAUCAAUAAACUGAAGACCACUAGCUAA